Metarhizium acridum CQMa 102 is the source of this 831-nucleotide messenger RNA. RefSeq lists its product as uncharacterized. NCBI's taxonomy places the organism in Eukaryota, Fungi, Ascomycota, Sordariomycetes, Hypocreales, Clavicipitaceae. The record is from RefSeq and is a predicted model, not a curated record.
AUGGAAGAGCUACGCUGCGCUGCCGUCGUUUCGAACCUCGAAGGCAUCAGGGGCAUCUCCUUUUGGGUGGAAGAUGUUGCAAAGCUCGCAACCCUGCCGGGUCUGGACAGGCGAGUCGGACGCCUCGAGGCCGCCGCGGGCAUAACCCCCCCGCCGCCCGUUACCGAGCCGUCGUGGAACGGACUCGUCUGGCGCAUAUGGCGACUUCGAAACAGGAUGCCCAAGGACGCCAUCAAGGAGUUUGAGGCGGGAGCCUCUGUGGCCGGGGCGGACUUCAAGUCCAUGAUGCCAGACGCCUCGGGGAUUUCGCUCCAAGACGUCCAAAACGCACUCGACAGCGUCAGAAUCCACGGGGGGUGUCCGCCGCUCGCCCCCGAGGUCGACAAUGACGACCUGCGGCUCAGCUACAGCCUGCAGCGGCUCUGUCACAUGGCUGGCAGGAAGAACUUGUACCUCGGCGCCGUCCCCGUCGGCCUCGUCGACGUCUACGUUCUCGCCGUCCGCCUCUCGCUGCAUGCAGAGGUCGACGGCCACACGACGGCGACGCGGCCCCCCGGGUCGUGGCCUCGGUUCUCGCCGCUUCCUGCGCGCCCGCCGGCGAAGCCUUGCGGCGACUGCUGGGGCUGCUACUGCCACAGCAACGUGGUGCCCGUGCCGCCGCGGCAGAGGCGGCGCUGGAACAGGAGGAGCUCCUCGGCGUCGUCUGCUUCCGAGACGAGUGUGCCGAGGAAGCGGCUCGGGUGGCUGGCAAGACUGUGCUUUUGGAGGAAGAGGUCGGUGAGCGACUACGAGUCCAUUACUUCACGCGGUUCCAGCACGAUUGUUGACUAG